AUGCCUCAAGGAUUUGAUACGAUCGCCCUUCACGGUGGCUACGACCCCCACGGUGAUGAAGCGGUAUAUGGUCUCGGUCAGGGUGCCCCCCGCGGCGUUCCCCUCUACCGCACCGCCCCUUACCAGUUCAAGAACACCGAGCACGCUGCCAACCUGUUCGCUCUGAAGGAGCUCGGCAAUAUCUACACACGUAUCGGCAACCCCACCACCCACGUCCUCGAGUCGCGCGUGUCCCUCCUCGAGGGUGGCCAUCCCCUCGCCGCUGUCGCCACCGCCUCCGGAACAUCCGCCAUUUUCUACUCCAUCAUCAACCUCGCCCAAGCUGGCGACAACAUCGUGUCCAGCAACAAGCUUUACGGUGGCACCUACACGCAGUUCAACGAUAUCCUCCCCACCCUAGGCAUCACCGUCAGGUUCGUCGACAUGAACGAUCCCGAGAACAUCAGGGCCGCUGUUGAUGACAAGACCCGCGCUGUCUUCUGCGAGUCUGUGUCCAACCCUGCUCUCGAGAUCUGCGACUUGGAAGCCAUCUCCAAGGUUGCCCACGACUACAACAUGCCCCUCAUCGUGGACAGCACCUUCUCUACCCCGUACCUGACCAAGUGCUUCGACUUCGGCGCGGAUAUCAUCGUCACCUCCCUCACCAAGUGGCUCGGCGGCCACGGCACCGGCGUCGGCGGCAUGUGCAUCGAGAAAGGUGGUUUCAACUGGGCCACCGGCAGGCACCCGCUCUUCGACACUCCGGACACCUCCUACGGCGGUCUCCGAUGGGGCCACGACCUCCCCGAGACGCUCGCGCCCCUCGCGUACAAGCUCCGCAUGCUCACCGUCGCGCUUCGCAACAUCGGAGCCGCCCAGUCCCCCGAUAACGCGUGGAUGUUCCUCCAGGGCAUCGAGACCCUGUCUCUUCGCAUGGAUCGCCACUGCGAGAACUCCCUCAAGGUCGCUGAGCACCUCAAGGCACACCCCAAGGUCGCCUGGGUCAGGUACCCCGGCCUCAAGGACGAUCCCGAGUACGCCAAGAACGUCAAGUACAUCAAGGGCAAGGGUGGCGGUAUGGUUAUCUUCGGCAUCAAGUCCGCCGACGCGCGCAAGGCUGGUUCCACCUUCAUCGACUCCCUCAAGCUCAUCAGCCACGUGGCCAACGUCGGUGAUGCUCGCACGCUCGCGAUUCACCCCGCGACCACGACCCACUCGCAGAUGAGCCCAGAACAGCAGGCGGCGGCUGGCGCUCCUCCCGACAUGGUCCGCCUCUCCAUCGGUUUGGAGACGGCCGAAGACAUCAUUGCGGACAUUGAUCAAGCACUUGAGCAGGCAAACUAAGCGAAGAAGAAGGAAGGGGCUGGGGGGAGGAGCGACGUUGUGAAUAAGAACGCCAAGAACCGAUGCUGCAACACAUAGUUUGUUUAAUAUGCACUCAAAUUCAAACGUCCAUGUC
Messenger RNA from Micromonas commoda, 1438 nucleotides. RefSeq lists its product with no specific name. NCBI's taxonomy places the organism in Eukaryota, Viridiplantae, Chlorophyta, Mamiellophyceae, Mamiellales, Mamiellaceae. The coding region runs from base 1 to 1323 and encodes 440 amino acids. The transcript has 4 exons. Gene Ontology annotation, biological process: transsulfuration. The record is from RefSeq and is a predicted model, not a curated record. Gene Ontology annotation, molecular function: transferase activity, transferring alkyl or aryl (other than methyl) groups; pyridoxal phosphate binding.